AUGUGCGGCCGCUGGUGGAGCCCGGAGCGCCGUGUCGCACCUCGGGGCGUGGCGAGCCGCGGCCCAGGAGAGGGGUCGGUGCUGGGCCUCAGCGCCACGCUGCUGCGCCUGCAGGGCUUCUGGGGCCCGCAACACGGCGGCCGUCGCGUCGCCAGCGCCCUCGCUGCCGGUCUCUCGCUGGCGUUCUCGUGCGGGCUGGUGAUUAUGCCUCUCCUCAAGCUACUCAUGGAUCGUCCGCAAGAACUUGAGGAGUUAGCCACGUUUAUCUUCGUCGUAGUAAUAUACAGCGAAAUUUUUAUCAAGUUGGUGUGCUUCGUGGUGAAAGCGCCAACCUUGCGGGAGCUGGUGGAGCUGCUCUCCGAGACUGGAGUGGGCAACAGCACCGGCGAACGCAGUGACGACACUCGGCGACGCUACCAAAGACUCGGAAACAGCCUGCUCCUGGCCUCCUUGGGGACCACAACCGUGACAGUGGUUAUUUGGGCGGCUCCCCCACUGGUUCACCAGGUCCUCAACGCGGAAGACGAGGCCUCUUCCAGCAACAAUCGCUCUCUGCCCCUGGCCGUCUGGUUACCACUGGACAUGUACACGUCCCCCACAUACGAGGCACUCUACCUGAUACAGUUCCUGAGUAUGUUGUCCGUUGAUAUUGCUGUUGUGUGCACUGACUGUUUCUUCGUUGACCUCAUGCUGAGAGUUGCUGCUGAGCUGGAGAUUUUGAACGACAACAUUUCAGCUUUGCGUAAGUGGAAGACUUCAGCAACAUUAAAAAACCAAGACAAAUCAAGUGAAUGUAUCUCAGAUCUUGAGAUACAUCUACAGAUUUCGAAGAAUGUCAAGCACCAUCAGGCAAUUCUUAGGUUUGUAUAA
Messenger RNA from Schistocerca gregaria, 870 nucleotides. RefSeq lists its product as uncharacterized. NCBI's taxonomy places the organism in Eukaryota, Metazoa, Arthropoda, Insecta, Orthoptera, Acrididae. Gene Ontology annotation, cellular component: plasma membrane. Gene Ontology annotation, molecular function: olfactory receptor activity; odorant binding. The transcript is spliced from 3 exons. Gene Ontology annotation, biological process: detection of chemical stimulus involved in sensory perception of smell; sensory perception of smell. The record is from RefSeq and is a predicted model, not a curated record. The coding region runs from base 1 to 870 and encodes 289 amino acids.